This is a messenger RNA of Betta splendens (Siamese fighting fish), 1791 nucleotides long. It is a transcript of the gene kctd6b, whose product is annotated as potassium channel tetramerization domain containing 6b. NCBI's taxonomy places the organism in Eukaryota, Metazoa, Chordata, Actinopteri, Anabantiformes, Osphronemidae. The record is from RefSeq and is a predicted model, not a curated record. Gene Ontology annotation, biological process: protein homooligomerization. The coding region runs from base 242 to 955 and encodes 237 amino acids. Gene Ontology annotation, molecular function: protein binding. The transcript has 3 exons.
CCCUCCGUGGGUGCGCUGUUCUUCUGCAGCCUGGAGCCGAGCGCAGCUGCCCCGGUGCGACCAGCGGCAAAUCACUGAGCAUCUGACUGCUCCAGUCCAUGUUCAACACAGACCUCAAGAAAAAGGACAAAUAGUCGAGAAGCGGCGCCGGCGAGGCUCAGGUUUGGUGCGUACUUCACUUCCAGGUGAAACCAUACGUUUCCUCUGAUUGGGUUCUGACCACGUGGCUAUAAAUCUACAAAUGGAUAAUGGAGACUGGGGACAUAGGAUGACCACGCCUGUUACCUUGAACGUGGGAGGCAACCUGUACACGACGAGUUUAUCCACCCUACAGCGAUAUCCAGACUCCAUGCUGGGUGCCAUGUUCAGGGGAGAUUUUCCCACAACUCGUGAUUCCCAAGGGAAUUAUUUCAUCGAUCGGGAUGGAACGCUUUUCCGGUACAUCCUGAACUUCUUGCGGACGUCUGAGCUCACGCUCCCUGCGGACUUCACAGAGACAGACCUCCUGAGGAAGGAGGCAGACUUCUACCAGAUCGAACCCUUGAUCCAGUGCCUUAACGACCCCAAGCCACUGUACCCUCCUGACAUCUUUGAGCAGGUAGUGGAGCUCUCUAGCACUCGGAAACUGUCAAAAUACUCAAACCCCGUUGCUGUUAUCAUCACACAGCUCACCAUAACCACCAAGGUCCACGCUCUGCUAGAAGGUAUCUCCAACAACUUCACCAAGUGGAACAAACACAUGAUGGACACCAGAGACUGCCAGGUGUCCUUCACAUUCGGACCCUGUGACUAUCAUCAAGAGGUGUCCCUACGGGUGCACCUCAUGGACUACAUAAUGAAACAAGGCUUCACCAUCCGGAACACGCGUGUGCAUCACAUGAGCGAGCGUGCGAACGAGAACACGGUGGAGCAUCACUGGACUUUCUGUCGACCAGCUCACAAAGUUGAAGACUGAAUUACUGCACAAUUGCAGUGACUAGUGUUAAUGUUUGAUUUGUCUUCAUGUUACACAAAUCAUCCAAAAUAAUACAUUGCACGUCUAUUUCAGUAGUUUAUCACUGAGUAUUUUCCAUUCUGAUCAAUGUAGUGCUGGGCAUAAAGAUCCAGGCCUAAACUGUAAAAACGUGAGUUCUUGAUUCACUUCUUUGUCUGUGUUUUUACAACAUGUUUGAAAUUAUCAUUGAGUUUACACAGCAACGUCAGUAUUACUUAUCAAUUUCCUUCUGUGACACUGUUUUGUACCUAAUUGUUGUUAAAUGUGGGCCAAAGUAUUUUUUUAGCAAUGUGGUUAUUUAAUGUAGCUGUAUAAUACCUGUCUGUUUAUUACAAAGUCAAAAUCAAAGACUGAAUAGCAACUGAAGCUCUGUAUGGUGUCAGAUCUAUAUUGUGACAUACAUUCAUGUAAAUGUAAAAUUCAAAAUUAAUUCAAAAGGAAGAGAUCCUAAAGUCUGUGAGGUCACAGGUUAACAAAUAUUCUGUAUUAGAGAAACUAACGUUUUUGAUCCCAAAGCAUCACGUAUGCUCUUCUUUAUAAUAAUAAAUCAUAAUGACUUUUUUGUUUUAGAGUAGAUCUGAAAUUAGACAUGUGGCUCUCUUAUCUCUGUAUGGUACUCUUUCUGAAACCCCUAGUAGCUGUUGCAUGUGUCUGAUUGUCUUGUGUAUUGAGAUGUAUCCUGUGUCUGUGCUUUGCAGUAUUAUGUGUCACACCAAACUGUCAAAUGUAUUUCAUCAUCCAGUCAAAUUAAUCCAUUUGUGUAUUUGUCAGUGAUUAAACAUUGCCUUUUAGUUGAA